Messenger RNA from Myotis davidii, 433 nucleotides. RefSeq names its product titin-like. Lineage: Eukaryota; Metazoa; Chordata; Mammalia; Chiroptera; Vespertilionidae. The record is from RefSeq and is a predicted model, not a curated record. Gene Ontology annotation, molecular function: protein binding. The transcript has 2 exons. The annotation marks the transcript as partial.
GCUAAAGAUAAAGAAGUGAGAGGAACAAAACUUGUUGUGACAGGAUUAAAAGAAGGAGCAUUCUACAGAUUUAGAGUUAGAGCAGUCAACAUUGCCGGCAUUGGAGAGCCUGGGGAAGUCACAGAUGCCAUUGAAAUGAAGGACCGAAUUGUCUCACCUGAUCUUCAGUUAGAUGCCAGCGUCAAAGACAGAAUUGUGGUCCAUGCAGGAGGGGUGAUCCGAAUCAUCGCCUAUGUGUCUGGAAAACCACCUCCAACCAUCACAUGGAGCAUGAAUGAAAGAGCAUUACCCCAAGAAGCCACCAUUGAGAGCACAGCCAUUAGCUCAUCCAUGGUCAUUAAGAAUUGCCAGAGGAGCCACCAAGGUGUCUAUUCUCUUCUUGCCAAAAACGCAGGGGGAGAAAGGAAGAAGACAAUUAUCGUCGAUGUAUUAG